Molecule: messenger RNA, 2043 nt
Organism: Tetrahymena thermophila SB210
Lineage: Eukaryota; Ciliophora; Oligohymenophorea; Hymenostomatida; Tetrahymenidae
Product: transmembrane protein, putative
Exons: 3
Source: RefSeq, a predicted model, not a curated record
AUGAGAAUUUAAGAAACUUAUUUCAAAGAAAACUCUUCUCUUUUAUAGUUCAGUUAUGGAACUCUUUUGUAGAUAGAUGGUUUGUAAUUUACAGGUAAUUAAAUUGAGAAUAGCCAAUUAUAUAGCUUGAUAGAUUUAAGAAUGAUAGAAAUAAUACAAAUAAAUAAUUCAGUAAUUCAGUCUAAUUCAUAGAAUUUAAGACAAAAUUAGAAUAGUUAUUUUAUUAGCAUUGCCGCAUGUGAAUAGAUAAAUCUCUUAAAUAUAACGAUUAGUUAAAAUUUAAAUUCCUUAGUGAUAUAUGUUCCAAAUGUAGCUCAAGUAUAUUCUGAUAAACAAUUAAGUAGAAUUUAGUUUAUAAAUUCUACUUUAGUGAUGAAAGAAAUUAUUUAUCGAUAGAAUAUUUUUGACCUUAACUCUACAUAACCAGUGUUUUUAAUUGAAAACUUGAAUUAAAUUUAUAUGCAAGAUUGCUAAUUUAAUAUCAAUAUUGCCAUGAAUUCUUAUCUGAUAUCUUUGUAAAAUAUUAUUUAAACAAAUAUAGUGAAUGCAACUUUUUAUAAAAAUAAAUUAUUUUCUUGUUUUCAGUCAAAUGGAAUAAGUAGUUUAUAAAUAGACUCAUCUAUUUUCACUGAAAAUGAAACAAAUGAUUCUGGUUCUUGUUUACUUUUAUCUAACUUUACAGAAAGUAAUGGCACUAAUAGCUAUAUAAAUAACAGCUAAUUUAAUUAUAAUAUUGCUAAAAGCAGUGGUGGAGCUAUAUAUCUUGAAAAUACAGAUAUUCAAAUAGAAAAUAGCUUAUUCAGUAAUAAUAAAGCUACAAUUGGAGGAGCAAUAAGAUAUUUGGGAAUAAUCCCAAAAUUUGCUUAAAAGAUUUUUUAAUAAAAAAAUAAAAGAAAUUUAUAGUAGCAAUUAAAUAUCACAUUUAAAAAUAAUUAAGCUUUAAUAUAUGGUCAAAAUAUAGGUUCAAUUCCAUCACAUCUUAUGUUUAAAAGAGAUGGAAUUUUUAAACCAAUAGAUUAUUUUUUGUUUGAAAACAUCAGAAGUGGUGAAGUGCUUUAAGACAAUUUAUUUUAUCUAUUAGAUGAAGAAUUCAACACAGUGAAUGUAACAGCAUAAUAAUUAACUAAUUUAUCACCAAAUAUUCAAUAAGAAAUAAAAACCUAUCAAUUGCUUGUGUAAUCAAACAAUAUUCAGUAACUUGAAGUUAAAGAUACAAUAACUUUUAACUAUGUAAAUACAGAAAAUAAUAAUGUAUUUAACUUAAAUGGAAUGAAGCUAUAAGGUAUUCCUAUUUAAUAGUCAAGCAUUAAGAUUAUCGCUCCUUUUAUAAUUAAAUAUUUAUCAAAUAACUCCUAUGUAUAAGGUAACUCAUAUGAUAUUCAAGUUAAUUUUAGAGAAUGUUAAAUUGGUGAAAUUUACUCCAAAAUAUCUGAGUAAAUUUACGAAUGUUCUCCUUGUGCAAAUAAUAGUUACUCAAUAGUUAUACCACUCAAAGAUUCCAAUCAACUAUGCUAAUCUUGUCCAUUUGAUUUAGCUGAUAGCUGCUAUCUUAACUAGAUAAAUGUCAAAGACGGAUAUUGGAGAAAAAAUGAAAACAGCGAUUAGAUUAUUUAUUGUAAUAAUAAACCAGAAAACUGUAAGUGCUAGUAAAACUCUUUUGGAUUAUAAAUUGCUUCAAUAAACUGUUGUAUUUAAGGUUUCAUAGGACCUCUAUGUGAGGUAUGUGAUAACUAUGGCAAAACAUGGGGUUAACGAUAUGGGAAUUCGAAAAAAUAUACUUGCACUCCAUGUAAUUAAUAUGAAGAAAUUUUGUUAUAGCUAAUAUUAUAAAUGCUCAUUUUAACUCUUUACUUCCUUUACUCAGUUAAAAAAGCUGUUGAUAAAGCUUCAAGAUUAAUCAUUUGCUAAACGCUAAGGAGAUUAAAUUUUCUUCUUAUUGGGAAGGCUGCUGAAUAAAAUUAAGUUUCAUUUUAUAUUAAACUCAUCAUAAAUUUUAUAUAGCAUGAUAGCAAUCCCUUAGAAUUUAUAAAGUAAUUCGAUUGA